CACCCAUCCCAUCAUACUGGUUAAAGAGAGCAAUUUUGUGCUUGCAGUCUUACGUUGUGAUUAAAUUGCUUCUAAGGCUUGACCGCUUGAAUUCUCUGAACAUUUGGUUAAUGUUGAAAAGAAUAUAAUGCUUUAUUAUUUCACGUAAUCUCAACAUAAUCUAGUGUAGGUAUGGGCAGCGAUGUCAAUGGUGGGCGUGAAGUUGUGUUGCAGAUUCUUCUGGGUGUUCUUGUUCUACUAUGUGAGGGUUCACAAGGAGAAAUGGACGUUUCAUCAGUAAACAUAGGUGCUAUAAUGGCGUUGGACACAACUAGUGGCAAAAUAGCGAGGACUGCUAUUGAAUUAGCAGUUGCAGACGUAAACAGAAACACCAGCGUUCUGAAUGGCACGCUCCUCAACAUUGAUAUCCGAGACUCCACACAAAAUGCACUUACGGGCGCUUCUGCAACGUUAGAAAUGCUAAGGAGAGGAUGUGUAAGCAUAGUCGGUCCACAAACAUCGGUUGUGGCUGAGUUUGUGGCGCAUUUGGGCUCUGCAGCGCAUGUUCCAAUUGUAACAUUUGGUGCAACAAAUCCCUCUCUGUCAAUGCAUCGAUACCCUUACUUCAUUCGUAUGUUGCCCAGUGAUACAACACAAAUGACAGCAAUAGCAGAGCUAAUAAAAAAAUAUAGGUGGAGGGAUGUGGUGCUUGUGUAUGCAGAUGACGAUUUGGGGACAGGGGCGAUCCCCGCCUUAAACGAUGCCUUAACUGCUGUUCAGGGAAGAAUUGUUUACAAGGCCGCAGUGCCUCCCCAGGCCGACGCUUCCGUCAUGCAAAAGGUUAUUGAGGAUCAGCUUAUGAGGCUGGAGACCCGAGUAUUCAUUGUGCAUAUGCAUCCUGAUUCGGCUCUAAUCCUGUUCUCCGAGGCGUACAAAUUGGGAGUUAUAAGCAGUGAGUAUGUGUGGAUCAUUACAGACGGAUUUGCCGGCCUACUGAACUCCUUUAACGCUUCUUCUCUCCAGUCUAUGAAUGGUGUUUUGGGGGUGAAAAGAAAAAUCUCAGAAGUCAAUCAGACAAGGCUAAAAGAAUUCUCUGCAAGAUGGAAAGACAGGUUUAGAUCCCAGAAUCCUGCACUACAAAGUGUGGAAUUAAAUUUCCACGCGCUUGUUGCAUAUGAUACAGUAUGGGCAAUUGCUAAAGCAAUCGAUUAUCUCCUGCGUAUGGAACUGUUUAAUGGUAAUUUCUCGGUUGCUUCUACCAGCACCAAGUUUUUGAAUUUCCCGGGUUUUGAAGGUGGAAAACAAUUGCGUCAACAGAUUCUUUACACAGACUUUGUCGGCCUCAGCGGCCCUGUUCGUUUAAGUCACAAAAAGGGAGAACCCUUGGAGCCUUCAUAUGAUAUAGUCAAUGUGGUAGAAAAUGGGUAUAAGGUAAUUGGAUCGUGGUCAAAUGCAGAAGGCCUGUUAGUUUCGUUGAAACAAGUAGUUAAUUGGGGGGAUGGAUCAAAAGAGGUGCCUCGUGGGUGGGUGAUACCUGCACCAGGCAAGAUACUGAGAAUAGGCGUGCCCUGGGAGCGAGGAUUUACAGAAUUCAUUAGUGUAAAACCAGUUCAUCCCAACGCAAGUGCCCAAAACCAGAAUUAUACGAUUACAGGCUUCUCUAUUGAUGUGUUUAAUGAGGUGCUUAGGAGAUUGGAUUAUGAAUUGCCUCAUGUGUUCAUACCUUAUGGAUCUGGCAACAUCACUGCGGGCUACUACGAUGACCUCGUCUAUCAGAUUUAUCUCCAGAAAUUCGAUGCGAUUGUGGGAGAUGUGGCGGUGAUUGCGAAUCGAAGCAAGUAUGUGGAUUUCACACAACCGUAUACGGAGACGGGACUGGUUAUGGCGGUGGCAAACAUAGACGAGGGAUCAAGUGAUCCAUUGGCGUUCCUUCACCCCUUUAGCCCAGCCAUGUGGAUAACUACUCUUGUAUUUUUCCUCUUCACGGGAGCUAUAAUUUGGCUUCUGGAGCACAGACGAAAUAGGCAAUUCAGGGGAAAUCCUCGGAAACAACUCGUGACAUUCAUCUGGUUUUCCUUUUCAACGCUCUUCAUGACUCAAUCGGAGAGGAUUGUAAGCGGUCUGGGCAGAGCAGUGGUGAUAAUUUGGUGUUUCGUAGUUUUCGUGCUAGUGUCUAGUUACACUGCCAGCCUAUCGUCGAUGUUUACUCAGAGAGAAAUCGUACCAGAGAUUCAGAGCGUUGAGUUUCUCAUCAAUAAGAAUUUGCCAAUCGGGUAUCGGCAGGGCUCUUUCAUAGGCGAUUAUUUGGAACAACAGCUGAAUGUGAAUAGAAGUGUGCUUCGCCCAUACUCAUCUGUACAAGAGUACGCCACUGCACUUUCGAAGGGACCCAAUAAUGGAGGUGUUGCCGCCAUAUUUGACGAGCAAAGUGUUGCCCAAAACUUAUUUCUUUCAACAGGAUGCAAUGACUAUACAAAAGUUGGUCCUACUUACAGAACUGGAGGCUUCGCAUUCGUGUUUCCGAAGGGGUCUCUUCUAGUUUCAGACAUUUCCAAGGCUAUACUGAAUCUUUCAGAAAGCAAAGAGAUGCAGGAUAUAAGGAAUAAGUGGUUCAAUACAAAUAAGAGCAAAUGCAAUGCGGAGCAUGGAGGAGUGAAAUCAAGCAGCUUGAACCUCAACAACUUUUGGGGUUUAUUUCUGUUGACAGGAUCUGUGUCCUUUCUCACGCUCACGUACUAUUUUGGUCGCCUACUUUACCGAUUUGGGCACAGAAAGGAUAAUCCAUCUCAUAAAAAAUCCUUCUCUACACGAUUGCGAACUUUUGCCAUUUACGCAGACCAGAAGGACAUCCCACCACCAAAAAGAAAGAGAUAUGAGAUUGGGCCAUCUGAAACCACCGCUUCUCUUCCCUGCGAAAUCACUGCUUCAUGAACAGAUAUAAUCUGAAGUUCAGGAUUGUGGAAUUUGCUUACUAAAACUAUCUUCGCCUUGUAAAUGUACAUGGACUGAUUCUGCCUUGACACAGAUAAUGGUUAAACUUAGAACGACGCCAGAUUAAAUCAAUAAACUUGUUUUAAAUAUAUGAGGAUGAAUUCCUCAGUAAAUUAAUAAACUUGUUUAAAAUAUAUGUAGAUCAAUUCUGCAGUGACCACAAACAGUGGGUAGAUAGACAUUCAUUAUAUAAUUAUAUCUGAACAGACUUGUACACAUUCUUGGAUAUUUUAUUUUUCCCUCAUGAGUUGCUCGAACCAAUUCGACCUUAGACAUUAGCGACAACACAAAGUUGUACAACGAUUCCUAACUUUUGUCGGCUGGUUUCAUUUAUGUAUUAGGGAUGGCCACAACAUUAUAUAAUGAUUAAUAGUUAUUCCACAAUUUGUUAUUA
Cryptomeria japonica (Japanese cedar) is the source of this 3364-nucleotide messenger RNA. Its product is annotated as glutamate receptor 3.4. Bases 172 to 2910 code for a protein of 912 amino acids. The record is from RefSeq and is a predicted model, not a curated record. Gene Ontology annotation, cellular component: plasma membrane. Lineage: Eukaryota; Viridiplantae; Streptophyta; Pinopsida; Cupressales; Cupressaceae. Gene Ontology annotation, molecular function: glutamate-gated receptor activity. The transcript has 6 exons.